AUGCUGGGAAACCUGCGAUACCUGGUCGGUUUCAUGUUGAUCAUCCUUUUGUUUGGCAUUUGGACACAGCGGAACUUGAAGCCGCUCCUCUACAGCGAGCUUGCGGCCAAGUACAGCGAAUCUUCCUGGUACUGUGACGAUCUGUACUUCAGUGUGAUAAGGCGGCAAGCGCUAACGUCUGCCGGACGCACACCCGGUUAUUACUCUUCCGGGGUGCUUCCGCUGUUCGAUCCAUCGGCCAACGUUAGCUUCCAUCUGUUUACCCGACAGAAUCCAGCAGCGAGCCAAUCGCUGGUACCGACCGAAGAGUCGCUCCGAGAGAGCCACUUCAACGGUUCUAAACCGACCCGAGUGAUCGUGCACGGAUUCUGCAACUGUCAGCACUCCGCGUUCUGCAACAACGUGAAGGAUGCGCUGCUCUACGCAAACGACGUCAACAUUAUUACGAUCGACUGGAGCAAUGCCGGAGGGCUGCUGGAUUACGUGCUGCUACGAUUGCGCCUCGAUCAGGUGGCAAGGUCAAUGGCCGAAUUCAUCGACUUCUUACACAAUUCCACGGAACUGGAGCUGUCGGAUCUAUCACUGAUCGGGCACAGCCUAGGGGCACAUUUGGCCGGUUUGAGCGGCAAGCGACUGACGAGCGGUAAGGCAGGAGCAAUAUUCGGGCUUGACCCUGCGGGGCCCCUCUUUUCCAGUGCCGACCCUUCGGCACGGUUGGCGAGCACGGAUGCGGACUACGUCGAGGUCAUACACACAAACGGUGGCGCACUAGGCAUAUACGAUCCGAUCGGAACGGCCGAUUUCUACCCGAACGGGGGACAGCACCAGCCGGGAUGUCUGCCGUGGAUAUUUGGAAUGAGUUGCUCGCACGGCCGUGCCUGGGAGCUGUACGCAGAGUCCGUUUACUCGCCGACGGGAUUUAGUGCUGUGCCCUGCGACAAUAUGCAGCAAAUCGAAGGGAGCGUCUGCCGGAUAGACUUGCCAAAGGUGGACAUGGGCGGUGAGCCGGUGAACAAUAGCAAGGCCGGAAUAUUCGUGCUAACGACCAACAGUCAGUACCCGUACGCCCAAGGUUGA
Molecule: messenger RNA, 1077 nt
Organism: Anopheles cruzii
Lineage: Eukaryota; Metazoa; Arthropoda; Insecta; Diptera; Culicidae
Product: phospholipase A1-like
Exons: 2
Coding region: 1-1077 (358 amino acids)
Biological process (GO): lipid metabolic process
Molecular function (GO): lipase activity
Source: RefSeq, a predicted model, not a curated record